Arachis stenosperma is the source of this 504-nucleotide messenger RNA. RefSeq names its product pathogenesis-related protein 1-like. Lineage: Eukaryota; Viridiplantae; Streptophyta; Magnoliopsida; Fabales; Fabaceae. The transcript has a single exon. Bases 1 to 504 code for a protein of 167 amino acids. The record is from RefSeq and is a predicted model, not a curated record. Gene Ontology annotation, cellular component: extracellular region.
AUGAAAACAUGCAAGAUUUCAUUUUCUCUUAUUUGCAUCUUAUUCGGCUUAUUAUGCAUUAUGAAUGAUUAUGUCUAUGCUCAUGAUGAUUCACCAAAAGACUAUCUUGAUGCACACAACAUAGCAAGAUCAGAGUUGGGUGAACCGAAUUUGGUUUGGGACGAAACCCUUGAAAAAUAUGCACAAAAUUAUGCCAAUCAACGUAAACAAGAUUGCCAGCUAAUCCAUUCACAUGGUCCCUAUGGAGAGAACCUUGCAUGGAGCAGCAGCAAUGAUCUUUCUGGCGUUGAUGCUGUGAAAAUGUGGGUAGAUGAGAAACCAUACUUUAAUUACUUGUUAAACAUAUGUGCUGAUAAUCAAAUGUGUGGCCACUACACUCAAGUGAUUUGGGGCAACACAUUGCGUGUUGGUUGUGCCAAAGUCAUUUGUGACAAUAAUGGAGGCAGUUUCAUUACUUGCAACUAUGAUCCUCCUGGCAAUUACAUUGGAGAGAGACCUUAUUGA